UAUUAACCCAGUUUGCCUGCAUCAUGUGUUAUAUUGUUUCCCAGCCUGGGGUCCUAUGGGGGGCACCUAAGGUCUCAGGGAUAGCCAAGGCUCUGUCCGCUCUGAGGUUGUCAAAAUUGGAUUUGCACACAUUUAAUUAAAUUAUGUUAAAACAAUACUGGUAAAUGUGUACAAAUGUAUUUUGGUAAGAAAAAGUGUGUUGAUUUUAUCAAUGAAAACUAUUGAAAUGUAUGUUAAUAUUUGAAAGCAAUAUAUAUCUCUUUUUCCUUGCAUGUCCUGAAGGGGCUCAGCUUUGAUACAAGUAGGUGGGGGGGGCUCCAAGGAAAAAGGUUGGGAACCAUUGUGUUCAAUGGUCAUACCAAUGUGUUUUGUUAGUCACCUUUUUUUCUUACAGACAUGAACAGCAACAGAAAGAAGUUGUCAAUGAAGUGGCUACGAAAAGCAGUCACCUCACCAGCACACCUUCAAGGGAGAGAUGCUGGCCCAGUCACACCCUCUGGCUGUAAUAUGUCACCAAUUGAAGAUUCUAAAACUUUGCCCCUCAAUGAUUCUCCAGGACCUGACGGAGUUGGAGAACUGAGUUUGUACACCCCAAAGAGAAAAGCCAGGGACCUCACUGACAGCGAGCCCUCCAUUGGCAAAGUUAAGCUGAGGAAGCUUUCCAGGAGAAAUUUUGAAAACUUCAUGACCUCAUCGGAAAAUCCAAUGGACAACUCAUCUGAGCAGCUGGAAUCCGCACCACAUUCUUUCAUCUUGAAAAAAAAAGAGAGGACACCUGAGGAGGGAUCAAAGGCUAUAUACAGUAACGCAUUGAUUGCAGACAUUGGCAGCACAAUGACAAGACACAGCACUACAAAUAUCCCCAGGACUGACACUAAGAGCCUGUCUUUGCCAUUUGAAUCUUCACCAGAGACGACUGAGGAGACUGUUGACUGUUCCCCAAUCAAAUCUGAUGAUAGAUAUGAGGACAAGCGCGCUCUCCAGGGAGGUCAGUGGUAUUUUCGUGGAGGGCGUGAGGGUAGAGGAGCCCAAGAUGACAGCUCAGAGCCUAAAACAGCCACAAGAAACUUCAUGCUGAAAGAAGAAGAUUCACCCAGGACACCUGUUGCUUUGGGUUCUGUGUUCGGAGAGACAACAUCUCAAGAUGAAAUCCCCUGUUCUGCAAUCUACUCAAAUAGGAGAUCAUUGAACACUUACUUGAAGACUAACCCAUCCAAACGCAGGCAGUCAGAUUAUGGCACUUACACGCGUAACCCCACUAACUCCCUUACUCAUGGGGAUACCCCCAGAAGAUUAUCCUUGGGGGCAGAACCUAGCCACCCCUACCUGGACGAUCAGGUUGGUUUUAUAGACACUCACUGCCACAUAGACAUGCUUUAUGGAAAACUUGGCUUCUCUGGGACAUUCAGCAGAUUUCGAAGGCUGUAUCACACCAGCUUUCCUCCAGAGUUUAAGGGCUGUAUUGCUAAUUUCUGCAACCCAGGGAUCAUGGUGAAGCAGGCCCUGUGGGAAGGUUUGCUGGCUGAAGACAAGAUAUGGGGGGCAUUUGGAUGCCACCCCCACUUUGCCAAAUAUUACUCGAGUGUCCAUGAACGCAAUAUACUGAUGGCGAUGCGGCACCCGAAAGCAGUGGCAUUUGGUGAAAUGGGUCUUGACUACUCCCACAAAAACUCCACUCAUUGCUCCAGGCAAAAAGAGGUGUUUGAACGUCAACUGCAUUUAGCUGUGGCCAUGCAGAAGCCUCUGGUGAUCCACUGUAGGGACGCGGAUGAUGACCUGCUGGAAAUCAUGAAGAAAUGUGUCCCAAGGGAUUAUAAAAUACACAGGCACUGUUUCACAAACAGUUAUCCAGUGAUUGAGCCCUUCCUGACAGAGUUCCCCAACCUGUAUGUGGGCUUCACAGCCCUGAUCACCUACGCCAAUGCCAAGGAGGCCCGUGAGGCUGUCCGCCAGAUACCUCUGAACCGCAUUUUGUUGGAGACAGACGCACCAUAUUUCCUGCCCAGGGGGGUUAGUAAAGGUGUCUGUCCGUUCUCACAUCCUGGAAUGGGCAUCCAUACUCUGCAAGAGCUGAGCCUACUGAAGCAGGAAGACAUGUCAACAGUCAUCGCCACCAUCCGAGACAACACCACUCAUGUCUACGGCAUAUGAACUCCAUGGAUAAUGGAUGUUAGCAAGCAACAUUGAUCAGACAGAAUCGGUGUGCUUGGAGCAGACACGUCAUGUGACUUUUUGUUCAAGAUUUACCACCUCCACAUCGAGUUGUCAGAAUGUGGAGGACAUGUCUUAUUUAGAAGAACCAGGAAGAGUUGUUCAUUUAACUUGUACAGAAGGAAAGUGGGGGAAACAAGACUGAAACAAAAAUAUCUUUUGAUUAUACUAUUUGUAUAUGUCAUUGUUUCUCUGAUAUAUUUUGUGUUAUUGUUCAUCACUUAUUUGAUUCCUUAGCAUUCUGUAUUGUGAGUUGCUGUUCUUGCUGUGUUGUAAUGUAACAUCCCUGUCCUUGUUCUAAUUUGGAUGUUUGUGUUUUGCUGAAGCUGUUACGUCUGGUAAAGCGUGAUAAA
Messenger RNA from Labrus bergylta (ballan wrasse), 2564 nucleotides. RefSeq names its product TatD DNase domain containing 2 (gene tatdn2). NCBI's taxonomy places the organism in Eukaryota, Metazoa, Chordata, Actinopteri, Labriformes, Labridae. Gene Ontology annotation, molecular function: hydrolase activity, acting on ester bonds. The record is from RefSeq and is a predicted model, not a curated record.